AUGGCUUUGGCCACAAGAACUUACGUACAGUUUGGAGGAACUUUUUUGUCUUUCACUGGAUGGAUUCUGUCCUGUGUGACUACAUAUGUGCCUCUCUGGAAAAACUUGAAUCUAGAUUUAAAUGAAUUAGAGAACUGGACUAUGGGACUCUGGCAGACCUGCGUUGUUCAAGAGGAAGGAGGAAUGCAAUGCAAGGACUUUGAUUCUUUCCUGGCUCUUUCAUCGGAGCUCAGGAUUUCAAGGAUUUUAAUGUUCAUAUCCAAUGGUUCUGGGAUGCUUGGACUUGUCAUCUCCAGCCCUGGUUUAGAAUGUGUGAAAUUUGGGGCAGGAAAUCAGGAGCUGAAGACUCGACUCCUACUUCUAGGAGGCAUCAUGCUUUGGACUUCAGGACUAAGUGCUUUAGUUCCAGUCUCCUGGGUGGCUUAUGACACUGUUCAGGAGUUUUGGGAUGAGUCUAUCCCAGACAUUGUUCCAAGAUGGGAGUUUGGUGAAGCUCUCUUUAUGGGUUGGUUUGGAGGUUUUUUCCUCAUCCUUGGUGGAUCUCUCCUUGCUUUCUCCUACUGCUUCACAUCUUCUGACUCAACAUCUAUGUCCUACAAGCCUACCAAGCAACAAGAACAAUGUUUAUCAGUAAACUUCAAAUAUCCAGAUCUCACUAUAUGA
Bufo gargarizans (Asiatic toad) is the source of this 663-nucleotide messenger RNA. Its product is annotated as putative claudin-24. Gene Ontology annotation, cellular component: plasma membrane; bicellular tight junction. Gene Ontology annotation, molecular function: structural molecule activity. The transcript has a single exon. The coding region runs from base 1 to 663 and encodes 220 amino acids. NCBI's taxonomy places the organism in Eukaryota, Metazoa, Chordata, Amphibia, Anura, Bufonidae. Gene Ontology annotation, biological process: cell adhesion; bicellular tight junction assembly. The record is from RefSeq and is a predicted model, not a curated record.